This is a messenger RNA of Cynoglossus semilaevis (tongue sole), 931 nucleotides long. RefSeq names its product COMM domain containing 2 (gene commd2). The coding region runs from base 126 to 734 and encodes 202 amino acids. The record is from RefSeq and is a predicted model, not a curated record. NCBI's taxonomy places the organism in Eukaryota, Metazoa, Chordata, Actinopteri, Pleuronectiformes, Cynoglossidae. The transcript has 6 exons.
AAGGAAGCUUACAGCGGUGAAGAAGGAAGUGGAGGGAAACCAACGAAGAAGAAGCAGAAGUCCAACUGAUUUUCUGUGGGCUCGAGUGUGCGUUUUUGGUGAUUUUGUGUGAGUGUAUUUACAGGAUGCUGCUGAUUCUGUCUGAAGAACAUAAAGAACAUCUGUCCUUCCUGUCGCAGGUGGACACCGAGGUGGUUACAGAGUUUGGUCGAAUUGCUCUGGAGUUUUUGAGGAGAGGAAGCAGCCCCAAGAUCUAUGACGGAGCGGCUAGGAAGCUGUCUGUUCCUGUGGACAUGGUCCAGCAUGGAGUAGAAGGACUGAUGUUCCUGAUGACAGAGAGCUCCAAACACUUGGUCUCUGAUGUGGAUUUCCAGGACUCUGUGUUAACCUUGGGCUUUAGCGAAGAGCUCAACCAGAUACUCGUACAGCUCUAUCUGCAGCACCGCACACAGAUUCGUAGCAUCCUGAGUCAGCUGCCUCCCACUCUGCCUGCCUACCACAACCUGGAGUGGAGACUGGAUGUGCAGCUGGCAAGUCGCUCCCUACGUCAUCAGAUCAUUCCAAUGCUGAUGAUGCGUCUUCAUCUGAACAAAAGUGAUGUCAGUGGCAGCAGCACCAGCAUGGUUCUACAGACAGACCCCAGUACCCUCCUCCACCUCAUCUCCACUCUGGAAACUGCUCUAGCUGCCGUGAAAACCAGUCACUCUCGACGUAUUUUACGCAACAUCAAAUGACGACUCAGAUCAUUUCCUGUAUAGUUUUUGGAGAAAAAAAAGAGACAUUUCUGCGUUUGUAUCUGCAUAAAACUUUUACUGACUGGCAGAUGCUCAUCAUUUUGUAAUUUUGAUAAAUGCUCUGAAUCCCAUUGAAUAUAUUGUACAUAAUAUUUCUACUUUGUUAAUGAUUUUACAUUAAAGGUACACAGACUGCA